Molecule: messenger RNA, 1131 nt
Organism: Adineta steineri
Lineage: Eukaryota; Metazoa; Rotifera; Eurotatoria; Adinetida; Adinetidae
Source: the annotation of a GenBank genome assembly
AUGGCUACUGCUUCGUCUACAACGAAGGAAAACGUAUUGAAACCGUGUGAGGUUGAAAGUUGUCAACGUAUCUCUGCGACACUAUGUAAUCAUUGCAACAAAAAUGUUUGUCGACAUCAUUUUGUUGAACAUGCAGAUCAACUUGUACAGGAAUUGCAUCCAUUAGCCGAUCAUAUUAAUGAAUUGGGUGAGAAAAUUAGUUCUUUCGACGUGAAAGAUUAUAAACAAAAGCUACUCGAUAAAUUAACUCAAUGGCGUGAUAAAACUAUAAAAAACACCAAUGCUUUAUAUGAAAUGAAAAAGCAAAAACUCGAUCUUCUUUUCCAAGAGAAUGAAGAAACUUUUACAAGUCGGACAACUAGUCAUUUAGAAAUAGUUGAUACAUUAAAGAACGAAACAACGACUUUUAUUAAAGAAGAUGAUGUAACAUCUGAACAACUGAAGAUAUUAAAACAAAAACUGCAUGAAUUAAAAGAUAAUAUUAAUAAAACACACACCGAUUUGAUUCGUUGUGAUAUAAAACCAUCAUUAAUUAAUUAUGCCUCUGUUCUGACUUACUCUACAACAGAUAAUGAUAUGUAUGGUGGCACACUUCUCUCUACUGAUUAUCAAAUGAAACUGAAUACUUUUUAUGGUAAUGCCAUACAAAAAUGGGAAUUAAUCUACAAAGCAACAAUAGAUGGUUUUCAUUCAAAAGACUUUCAUCGUUGUUCGGAUAAUAGAGGACCUACAAUGACUAUCAUACAGAGUAAAAAUGGAAAUUAUCUAUUUGGAGGUUAUACAGAAAUAUCCUGGACUUGUGAUAAUACGUAUAAAAAAGAUCCAAAUGCAUUUUUAUUUACUCUGCGAAAUCCACAUGAUAUACAACCGACUAAAUUUACCUUAAAAUCAAAGACAGAUAAUGCUAUUGGUCAUGCAAAAACUGUGGGCCCUUAUUUUGGUGGAGUUGUAAAAGACAAAGAACAUUUCAUUGACAUUCGUAUAUUUAGCAAUGCGAACAUAAAUCAAACGUCGGAAUCCUCAUUCCCAUCCAGCUAUAUAGAUACUACUGGAAAGGGUGAAACACUUUUUACCGGAGAAAAGAAGUUUAUGGUGGAAGAGAUUGAAGUGUAUAAGCGCUUAGUUGAGUGA